AUGCGGGGCCCGUUGCAAGAGCUCGCCAACGAAGUCGACCCCGAACGUAUCCGCGUGCUGACCGUACCCAAAGCCAACAAACGAUUACAAAUGGUGACGGGCGUCAACGCCACGACGACCGAGAUUCUGGUGUUUGCGGACGAUGACGCCAUCUGGAAACCGACCAUGCUGGACUAUAUUCUAGCAUGUUUUGAGGAUUUAAAGAUGGGAGGUGUUGGCACCAGCCAAAAGGUGCACGCGGUUGAUCCCAACGGUCAUCAAACCAUGUGGGAAGUGCUGGCCGGCUUCCGCUUGACCAGUCGUAACAUUGAAAUUGCAGCUUCGACGCACAUUGAUGGUGGCAUCUGUUGCUUGUCCGGUCGCACAGCUGCUUAUCGUACGCUUAUUCUCAAAGAUCCAGCCUUCCAGUAUUGCUUUACGAACGAUCUGUGGCUCGGCAAGUACCCGCUCAAUUCAGGUGACGACAAGUUCUUGACGCGGUGGAUGUACUCACACGGAUGGAACACAUAUGCUCAGAUCUGUAACGAGGCUGAGCUGGACUCGACAUUCAAGAAUAACUGGCGAUUCGUCAAACAAGUCUUGCGUUGGACCCGUAACACAUGGCGUUCUGAUUUCCGCUCAUUGUUCACCGAACGCUAUAUCUGGAGUCGUCAUCCUUAUGUUGCUUUUACCAUGGUCGACAAGAUCUUUAACCCGAUCACAUUGCUCGCCGGUCCUGUGUUAGUGACCGUCUAUGCUGUCAAGCAGACCGUCUUUAUCCCGGCUACUGAAAACCCGUUGCCUGGUUGGAACAUUGCCGUGUCCUAUGUCUGCUGGCUGCUCUUGACGCGUGCCAUCAAGCUGUUCCCGCAUUUCCUGCGUCGUCCAUUGGAUAUCUGGGUCUUGCCGUUCUGGCUGAUUUUCAACUAUUACUUUGCUAUCAUGAAGGUCUACGCCCUGUUUACAUUACACGAGGUUGGCUGGGGAACUCGCGCAGGUGUUGGCACAACUUUGGCAGCAGAUAUCAAGGAGGAUGACGACGAGAAUGGUCAUGGCGACAACCCUCAACUUAAAAUCGAAAUGUCGCAACUAGGCAACGGUAACAACAACAACAAUAAUAAUAAUAACUACCAGCAACAGCAGCACGGUUAUCGCGAUGAAGCAGUAGCUGGUGGCGGGUACCAACAGAACCAACAGGGAUACUAUUAUCACGAAUCAUCCUCAACCGAAAAUACAAGCUCUCGACUGGUUGAAUCACAAAACAAGCAAUGGUAA
This is a messenger RNA of Zychaea mexicana, 1254 nucleotides long. RefSeq names its product glycosyltransferase like family 2-domain-containing protein. The transcript is spliced from 2 exons. NCBI's taxonomy places the organism in Eukaryota, Fungi, Mucoromycota, Mucoromycetes, Mucorales, Lichtheimiaceae. Bases 1 to 1254 code for a protein of 417 amino acids. The record is from RefSeq and is a predicted model, not a curated record.